Neurospora hispaniola is the source of this 162-nucleotide messenger RNA. RefSeq lists its product as uncharacterized. The record is from RefSeq and is a predicted model, not a curated record. The transcript has a single exon. NCBI's taxonomy places the organism in Eukaryota, Fungi, Ascomycota, Sordariomycetes, Sordariales, Sordariaceae. The coding region runs from base 1 to 162 and encodes 53 amino acids.
AUGCAUGCGUGUAAUGUAAUGGUACCCCCCGACGACGAUGCGGACAUGGAAACAACGAAUUGGAAAGAUUACGAAAGUGAGCCUGACGUGAUUACAGAAGAGAAGAUGGGCUCUGGUCAGUCUGAGAGGCAAGAACAAGAAAGGGGUAGUACGAAUGUUUGA